CCGCACGCGCUUUUGUUUGUGGAUGAACACUCUAACCCGUUUCCGAAAUGUGGACAGAAAUUGGGAAAUUAUUAUUUUUUCAUGUUUUAGUUUGGGAAUUAUACUCCGCAGAAGGUGCUGAAACUGGCGCUGAGACGGAGUGCGAGGAUGGACAGUUUCAGUGCAACAAUAAGAGAUGUAUUCCCACCAUAUGGAGAUGCGAUGAUGAUGAUGACUGCUCUGACAACAGCGAUGAGGAGAACUGCCUGAAGAACACAUGCGCUCCCUCAGAGUUUGCUUGUGCGAACGGUCAGUGUGUUCCUGGGCGCUGGCGGUGUGACGGAGAACCCGAGUGUCCGGACGGAUCGGAUGAGGCUGAUGCCACCUGCACAGUCAAACAGACGUGUCCACCAAAGAAGUUUGACUGCGGAGGGAAGUGUGUGUCGCUGUCCUGGCGGUGUGACGGGGAAAGAGACUGCGAAAAUGGUGAAGAUGAAGCAGACUGUGCAGCCGAUGCCAGGUCCUGCUCAGUGGGGGAGUUCCAGUGUCGUAACCGCAAAUGUUUAGCACCGGUCUAUGUGUGUGACGGCGAUGACGACUGUGGAGACGGCAGCGAUGAGGAAAAGUGCUCUCCGCCCACCUGUGGGCCGCACGAGUUUCGCUGUAACAGCUCAGAGUGUGUGCCGCAGCCCUGGAUCUGCGACGGCGACCCUGACUGCGCUGACGGCUCUGAUGAGUGGGAUGGGCGAUGCGGGGGCGGGUCUGGACGGCCGGCUCCACCACCCACCCGGCGACUGCAGUGCGGUGCUGGAGAAUUUCGUUGCGGCAGUGGGGAGUGUGUGAAACUGGCCUGGAGGUGCGACAGGGACCCUGACUGCAAGGACAAGUCAGAUGAGGCCGAUUGCCCUCUGCUCACAUGCCGGCCUGAUGAGUUCCAGUGCGGAGACGGAUCCUGCAUCCACGGCAUCAAGCAGUGCAACAAAAUACACGACUGCCUCGACAAAAGCGACGAGGCUGGCUGUGUCAAUGCCACAAAGUGUGAAGGACCUCUGAAGUUCCUCUGCAGGAAUGGAGAAUGCAUUGAUGGCAUCAAGGUGUGUGAUAAUGUGAAGGACUGCAAGGAUCGGUCGGACGAACCCAAAAAGGAGUGCACAUGUCUCUGCAGUGCUUACAUCCACGAGGCGAGCGACCCGUCUCGACACGUUACUCUGAUCGACUCUGAUCUGCAUUCCCCUGAGGGUCUGGCACUGGACUGGGUCCAGCACAACCUCUACUGGACCGACUCGGGCGACAGAACCAUCUCUGUGGCUUCAGCGGAUGGCAGCAGGAGACGCGUGCUGAUCAGCACCGAUCUGAGCGAACCACGGGCCAUCGCUGUGGAUCCAAAGAGAGGGUUCAUGUACUGGUCUGACUGGGGCACCAGGGCCAGGAUCGAGAAGGCUGGCAUGAAUGGUGUAGAUCGGCAGGUGCUGGUGUCUGAGGACAUCGAGUGGCCCAAUGGAAUCACACUCGAUGUGGUUGGUAAGCGCUUAUAUUGGGUGGACUCAAAACUGCACCUGAUCUGCAGCGUGGAUUUAAACGGGGCACAUCGCAGAGUCAUCCUGUCCUCCAGCGAGAGACUCGGCCAUCCGUAUGCCCUCGCUGUGUUCGAAGAUCGCGUGUACUGGACGGACCGUGAGAAGGAGGCCGUCUACAGUGCAAACAGACUCACAGGACAGGAUGUGACCAGUCUUGCCGAGCACCUCAAUGACCCUCAUGACAUAGUGGUUUUCCACGAGCUGAGCCAGCCUGCGGCUCCUGAUAGCUGUAACCUGAACGGCGUGACUAACGGAGGCUGUGACUUCCUGUGUCUGCGAGCUCCUCAGAUCAGUGAACACUCACCCAAAUACACCUGCGCUUGCCCUGACGGCGAGGAGCUCAGCCCUGACACACGCCAGUGUGUACCCGUUCAAAAUGAGACUGCCGUCACACCUACUGUCCCCAUCAACAUCACCAAUGAGACAGGGCCUGGCCGGGCACCAGAGUCCCCUGCAGCAGUGACAUCUCAGUCCGACAGUAUGGCUGAAACCACUCUCUCAUCACUCCUCACCUCCAGCCCAGAGGAACCGGCCAUCUCCUCUAAUACUACAGCAGAGCACAGCCCUACACAAGUGUCCAGCACCACACCAGACAGCCUGAGCAACCUGUCUCAUCACUCUGGCAAUGAGUUGUUUCUCCUUGGCCGUAAUCUGACAGUGGCAGUGCUUGGAGUUGUAAUUCCCAUAGUUCCUAUUGUUGCCACAGUGGUCUUCGGAGUGGUUUGUGCCGGCGUUUACCUCGUUUACCGCAACUGGAGGAGGAACAGCACCAAAAGCAUGAACUUCGACAACCCUGUCUACCGCAAAACCACAGGAGAGACAGAGGAGGACGAGAUUCACAUCGGUCGGACUGACGGGCUCGCUGGCCAUCACCACCCUUACCCCGGGCCCGUGGUCGGCAUGACGCCAGUCGGUACGGGGACGUGCCCACCAUUCAUCGCUCUGCCUCUGGGGACCGGUUUACCAGACCCUGCCACACACUGGUACACAGAUCAGCCCACCAUCUCUAGUACUAAGUGAAAGGGGAGGACGACUCUAGAAAUACUGUGACCGCAGGGAGCAGGACUGACACGUGGCUGCCAAGCUAUGCAGGAACUGAAUGGCAUUUAGCCAGCUGAAUCAUUCUUAACAUGCCCAGGUUUUGAAGUCCGCUGGAGUGCAAACUCUCGAUUGAUUACUAAACAAAAGGUUUAGACAUUUCAGACCCAUAUUCAUUUAGGUCCAUUUUAAGCAUCAUUUUAUUGCUGGUUGGAACCACCAGGGCAAGUCUUUUCAAACCUACAUUAUUUAUAUUUAUCUUAUAAUUCUAGACAAAUCUAGCACUGUAACUGGCAUUGAAUUUACUACAUAAAUAUGGAAAGCACUAAAGCUGAAGAGAGAAACAGUUUUUGAUUUU
Messenger RNA from Sinocyclocheilus grahami, 2952 nucleotides. Its product is annotated as low-density lipoprotein receptor-related protein 8-like. The transcript is spliced from 15 exons. Gene Ontology annotation, biological process: receptor-mediated endocytosis. NCBI's taxonomy places the organism in Eukaryota, Metazoa, Chordata, Actinopteri, Cypriniformes, Cyprinidae. The coding region runs from base 48 to 2576 and encodes 842 amino acids. Gene Ontology annotation, cellular component: plasma membrane; apical plasma membrane; signaling receptor complex. The record is from RefSeq and is a predicted model, not a curated record. Gene Ontology annotation, molecular function: protein binding; hormone binding.